Molecule: messenger RNA, 3648 nt
Organism: Hermetia illucens (black soldier fly)
Lineage: Eukaryota; Metazoa; Arthropoda; Insecta; Diptera; Stratiomyidae
Gene: CASK
Product: peripheral plasma membrane protein CASK
Exons: 13
Coding region: 361-1845 (494 amino acids)
Biological process (GO): regulation of neurotransmitter secretion
Cellular component (GO): cell-cell junction; plasma membrane
Molecular function (GO): signaling receptor binding
Source: RefSeq, a predicted model, not a curated record
AUCUUAUUCGGGAUCUGAAAAAUGGCGGGAAACUGAAGUCACGUACUCCUCAGUGAUAACUGUCUGGUGCUGUUCGAGAUAGUCAAAGCCUUUCUAAGCAUUCCGGGAAUGUAGCCGCUUGGAACGAAAAAGGAUACGUGGUGAAAGAAGUGUUUAAUAGGAGAAGCAAAGAGCAUUCAUGCAGUGGUGUUUAAUGUUUUAAUUCUGAAGCCUUUCCCAGUGAUCUACGUAGGAAGUUCGAAUGCAUUGGUGUUCGCAUAGUUAGUGGGAAAAUGUUAAAUUCAAUUACAGCCGGCCAUUGGUUUGCAUCGUCCAGUUGAGCCUCUAGGGAAUACAACAACACAAUGGAUAUAGCCGAGGAUGUUGUGGUUUUUAAUUAAAAAAUCGGCUCUUUUGCACACGCAUGACGUUGUUGCAAGAGAAGUUUAUGGCGAGGAUGCUCUAAGGGUUACACCGCCCCCAAUUGCCCCUUAUCUGAAUGGUGACGACAUCGAUAGUGCGGAUAGUGGUGAGCUGCAGCAUGUAACUCGAGUUCGAUUGGUACAGUUCCAGAAAAAUACCGACGAACCAAUGGGCAUUACACUAAAAAUGUCGGAGGACGGGCGUUGCAUCGUAGCUAGGAUUAUGCAUGGUGGUAUGAUUCACCGUCAGGCCACUCUGCAUGUUGGAGAUGAAAUAAGGGAAAUUAAUGGACAACCAGUGCAACACCAAUCUGUUAGUCAGUUACAACGAAUGUUGCGUGAAGCUCGUGGCUCAGUUACCUUCAAAAUAGUUCCUUCAUACAGGAGUGCUCCACCACCAUGCGAGCUAUUCAGGAUUAGACCCGCUCCAGUUCUAGUUGAACAGAUUUUUGUGCGAGCUCAAUUCGACUAUAAUCCGCUGGAUGACGAGCUUAUUCCUUGUGCUCAAGCUGGAAUUGCAUUCCAGACAGGUGAUAUUUUACAGAUAAUUAGCAAAGACGAUCAUCACUGGUGGCAGGCACGACAUGAUGCUGCUGGCGGCUCUGCCGGACUAAUUCCUUCUCCUGAACUUCAAGAGUGGCGAAUUGCUUGCCAAACAGCUGAUAAGACAAAGCAGGAGCAAGGAGAGUCUGGACCAGGAUGUUCAGCUCAUGCAGAGGGAUGUGAUGGAUCAACAGUCAACUGCUCGAUAUUUGGGCGCAAGAAAAAGCAAUGCCGGGAUAAAUAUUUGGCUAAACAUAAUGCGGUGUUUGACCAAUUGGAUUUAGUUACCUAUGAAGAAGUUGUUAAAGUGCCAGUCGGGGAUCCCAAUUUCAGACGGAAAACUUUAGUAUUAUUAGGCGCACACGGGGUCGGUCGCCGUCAUAUCAAAAAUACACUAAUAGCUAAGUAUCCGGAUAAGUAUGCCUAUCCAAUACCACAUACAACGAGACCUCCUCGACCUGACGAAGAAAACGGUCGCAGCUACUAUUUCGUAUCGCACGAUGAAAUGAUGGCUGAUAUUGCAGCUAAUGAGUAUCUCGAAUAUGGUACUCAUGAGGAUGCAAUGUACGGAACAAAAUUGGAUACAAUACGACGUAUACAUACUGAAGGAAAAGUGGCAAUACUUGACGUUGAGCCGCAAGCUCUGAAAAUUUUACGAACUGCUGAAUUUACUCCUUACGUUGUAUUUAUAGCAGCACCUUCUUUACAAAAUAUAGCGGAUUACGAUGGAAGUUUAGAACGCCUCGCUAAAGAAUCGGAAAUGUUACGACAAGCCUAUGGACACUUUUUCGACUUGACAAUUGUCAACAACGAUAUCGCCGAAACAAUAGCAACCCUAGAGAAUGCAAUCGAAAAGGUGCAAACAACACCCCAAUGGGUACCGGUAUCGUGGUUAUACUGACAAGACAGUGAACUCGAAUGUCCCGACUGUUUGGAAGAAUGUGAUUGUGAUUGUGAUCUAGAAUCACAAUGCGAUCUGAAAUGAAUGGAUAACACAGAAAUUGAAGUCGAAGUGAUAAGUUUUAUCAACAGGAAGCAAAAAAAUAUAUCCUAGCCAAAAAACAAAACAACAGCACAAAAUUUAGUAACAUCCACAAUCAAUUAAAAACUACAGAAACCUAGGAAUACGCAGAAAUAUUCGAUUGGCAUUAUAAAGGAAAAAAAAACGUAUCUAAAGUUCCCAAUUCCACACUUAGGACUUAUUACCACAAUUAUGUACUUUUCAGAGGUUUUUCUUUGAUUUGAUUAGCUGGGAGUGGUGGGGGAGUCUCCCCUACACACCUACGAGAAAAAUAAAUUAUUAGCGAAUUUGUAUUUUGGUAAAGGAAAACACCACUCUUAAUAACAGAAAAUAUAUAUAUUUCGCGAGAAACACCUAUUUAUAUCAAUAAAUUUAAAUACGUAAAAUUCUGAACACUAAUGCUACUGAUACACAUAAAAACACGAUAAAGGAAUUAAAAAUAGCAUCACCUAAAAUUCAGUCUAGUAAAUUCAUUAUUGCAUUUAUUUCAAGUUCUGGAAAGGCGCUAGAAACACACCCCCAUUGAGAAGAAAAAGCAAUGCAUCACUCAAUUGUGAACGGUCAAUCACAUCAUAUACUUCCAUACUAAAGAAAAUUAUAUUAAACUCGUACGUACAUAACACAAAUUUAUACACUACGCAAAACACAUACAUACAGAUACACACAGCCACACACAUACUAACACAGUCACGCAUAAAAGAUGAUAUAUAAAACGAAAUAAACGCAUUCAUUUAAACAAAGAAAAAAAACAAUACAGCAAUGAUUAGAUUGAUAUUCUACUAAAUAAAGAAACAAUGUUAACAUUAAUAUUAAUAUUUAAGGUAAAUAAAUAAUUUUUAAAUAAAAGAAAAACAGAAAAAACCAAUUGAAUUUAAAGUAAAAAAGAGAAAACACUAAUGUUUAAAAAUUAAGAUUUAAUGUAAAAAAAAACAAACAAAUUAUAAAGAAACGAAUUAAAACGUGACAAAAAAAAUGUUUAAAAAAAAAUGUGAGAACAAGAACAGCAACAAUGAAAGGGUAGUAAUCAAGGAAAUUAAAAUAAUUUUUAAAACAUGAUUCAAACAAUACAAGAAUCACAUAAAUAAAUUUGUAAAAAAUGAUGAUCAGCUCAAUGAAUCAAUAAAGAUAAAGAGACGACUUGUUGCUUAGUUGUAUAUUAGUUGUAUAUCAUAGAACAUUCUAAUUGUUUUAUUCCAACAUAUUCCUACGUUUGGUUUUAUGAAAAAUGCAUUCCUAGAAUGUGAGAAUUAUCCAAAACAACAAAAUGUUUAAGUUUGUUUUUAUUAUAGCUGCAAAUUUUAUUUAGUAGUUUUUUAUUUUCGAAAAUUAGAGUGAUAUUUAUUCGGGAUCAUGAUAUCAGGUCAAUUGGGUUGAUGAGUUUAAAAUAAAUGUAUAAUUUCAUGUUCUUCAGGUAAACGAAAUUUAAUAAGCCGAAAAAAAAGCCAAAAAUAUUUUUUAAACUAUCGAGCAAGUCAAUAAUUAAAUUUUAUUUUAUUUAAAGAAAAUGGUGUAUGAGGAAAGCUUUAAAUUAAUCAAUUAAAUUCUAUUUAAUUUGAAAAAAGAAGCGGAAAGGCUACAAAAUAAAAGCAGAACAAUUCGAAUUUUACGGAAAAAUAUUAAAAAAUUGUCACAAGUUAUAUAUUCAUUGAUUUUUAAAAAUAAACUCUUCCAAUGGGAAAUAGA